This is a messenger RNA of Purpureocillium lilacinum, 1320 nucleotides long. RefSeq lists its product as uncharacterized. The record is from RefSeq and is a predicted model, not a curated record. Gene Ontology annotation, molecular function: FAD binding. NCBI's taxonomy places the organism in Eukaryota, Fungi, Ascomycota, Sordariomycetes, Hypocreales, Ophiocordycipitaceae.
AUGGCCGCCGACUCACCACCCCUAAACAUCCUCAUCGUCGGGUGCAGCAUCGCCGGCCCAACACUCGCCACCCUCCUCCUCCUCUCCCCCCUCCCGGCCCCCCAGAAACCACACAUCACCAUCCUCGAGCGCGCGCCCGCCCUCCGCCCGCACGGCCAAAACGUCGACGUCCGCGGCGCCGGCGUCACCAUCCUGCGCAAGCUCGGCCUCCUUCCCGCCGUCCGCGCCGCCACCACCGGCGAGGAGGGCGUGCAGUUCGUCGACGCCGGCAACCGCGUCUGGGCCGCCUUCCCCGCCGACCGCAGCGGCGAGGUGUCCACGCCCACGGCGGACAUCGAGAUCCUACGGGGCCGGCUCGCGCAGCUGUGCUGGCGGCGGAGCGAGCAGGUGAGCGAGCGCGUGAAAAGGGAGGGGGGCGCGGGGAUCGAGUUCGUCUUUGGGGAGCAGCUGGAUGAGUUGGAGCAGCUUGGCGAUACGGUGCAGGUGCGGUUUGCGAAGAGUGGUGUGAGGCGCGCGUUUGAUGUGGUUGUUGGUGCGGACGGGUUGCAGUCGCGCACGCGGCGGAUGGCUUGGGGCGCGGAGGGGGAAGGUGAGCGGGUGAGGCGCCUGGGCAUGUACGGGGGGUUCUUCAGCAUGCCGCGCGUGACGGCCACGGACUCGGCCUGGCGGCGGUGGUUCCACGCUCCCGGGCGCCGGGGGAUCAUGCUGCGGCCGGACGGGACGGGCGAGCGGACGACGGUCUUCAUGGCGGUGGUGAGCGACGACGCGAGGCUGGAUGCCGCUGCGACAAGUGGACGAGGGGGCGUGCAGGUGCAGAAGGAGCUUAUGAGGGAGCACUUUGAGGAUGUGGGCUGGGAGAGCGGGAGGGUGAUCAGGGAGAUGAUGGCCACCGACGACUUUUACUACGACGCGGUUGCGCAGGUCAAGAUGGAGACGUGGAGCAAGGGUCGAGUCGUCCUCGUGGGGGACGCUGGGUACUGCGCAUCGCCCAUCUCCGGCAUGGGCACGACCCUCGCCCUCAGCGGCGCGUACAACCUCGCAGGAGCGCUGCUGCAUCACCCAAACGACCCGGCGGCAGCAUUCGCCGCGUACGAGGCCGCCAUGCGCCCGACAGUUGCCCGCGCGCAGAAGCUCGUGCCGGGGAUGCCGCAUAUCCUGCAUCCAGAGACAGCGUGGGGCGUGUGGGUGCUCAACGCCAUCAUGUUCGUGCUCUACCGGUCCGGGUUGAUCUCGCUGCUCGUACGGUUCGUAGGUCCACCGGCUCACGCCGUGCCUGUGAAAGACUACGGGUUUGAAGAGCUCAGCGAAGACUUGGAGUAG